This is a messenger RNA of Malania oleifera, 2332 nucleotides long. RefSeq names its product mechanosensitive ion channel protein 1, mitochondrial. NCBI's taxonomy places the organism in Eukaryota, Viridiplantae, Streptophyta, Magnoliopsida, Santalales, Ximeniaceae. Gene Ontology annotation, biological process: transmembrane transport. The coding region runs from base 279 to 1889 and encodes 536 amino acids. The record is from RefSeq and is a predicted model, not a curated record. Gene Ontology annotation, cellular component: membrane. The transcript has 8 exons.
GUCCAAAAAUUUCUAGGAGUUUGGACACACACUGCCAUUUAUACUUUUUCCUCGGCGAAGCGAUUCUCAGAAGACACCAACUCGUUUUGGGCGCAGAGUGAUUGUGAUCGGCGGGCUUUUCUCUGGUUAGUCUAUUCAGGAGCUUGAAGCUCACGAAGAUCAAAGAAUCAAGCAUCACUUCAUCUCAAUUUCAUGUUACCAAAGAUUGAGGCUCUUCCAUUGAGGUUUUAGUCUGUUCGAGCAAAAUGGUUUUGUAGAGUCUUUUGGAAGUUGGUGUAAUGGCUCUUAGGUUCUCAAUUCUGAAAUCUCUUUGUACUUCCGUUAACUCAUCUUCAAAAACUCAAUCCUUUGCAUCUUAUGACUUUUGUAUGAAAGUCGCAAGAUGCUAUAGUGGAAUUCAUGUAAGGGCAUCAUUGGCCCAUGUAAACCACAAUUUCCAUGAAUAUGAUACUCGUUUUAAAAUGGGUACUGUAUCUCCUGUAAAUACUUCAUGUUACAGAACCCUUUAUGUGAAGACAUUAUCAUCCACAUUGUCAAAUGUGCAAUUUCGGAAUAAUGUUGCAUUUAUAUCGGCAAGUCCCUUGUUAAACUAUCGGUCAUAUUCAUCCUAUUUUGGUGGCAAAGGAGGUAAAUCUCAGGGCCCAGAAGUUCCAAUUUCUUCUGGUGUGGGUGAACCAGAUGUUGCUGAUGGCGGUGGUGUUGCUAGUGAUUGGGUUGAUAAGAUUAAGGAAGCUUGGCAGUCUUUAGUCGAUGCUGCAGCUUAUACAGAUCAAAAGGCUAGAGAGGUCUCAAGUGAAAUGACUCCUUAUGUGCAGCAGUUUCUUGAUUCACAUCCUUAUCUUGAAAAUGUGAUAAUUCCAGUUGGCUGCACUUUGACAGCUACUGUAGUGGCUUGGGUGGUGAUGCCAAGGGUUUUAAAGAGAUUUCACAAGUAUGCAACGCGAGGUCCUGCUGCAUUGUUAACUGGGGCCUUAUUUGGGGUGGAAGUUUCAUAUGAGAAAAGCUUUUGGGGUGCUUUGGAAGAUCCUCUGCGAUAUCUAAUCACCUUCAUCACAUUCUCACAAAUAUGCAAGAUGAUAGCACCAACCACAAUUGCAUCGCAUUACACUGCACAGGCAUGGAGGGGUGCAGUUGUCCUAUCAUUUAUAUGGUUUCUACAUCGUUGGAAAACAAAUGUGUUCAGUCGUGCUUUUGCAGUUCAGAAUGUGGCAGUAAUUGAUCGAGAAAAGUUGCUGAUGCUGGAUAGACUCUCAUCUCUUGGUCUCUUUGUCCUUGGAUUGAUGGCUUUAGCUGAGGCGUGUGGGGUAGCUGUGCAAUCUAUUCUGACUGUUGGUGGCAUAGGAGGAGUUGCCACUGCUUUUGCGGCUAGAGACAUCCUUGGGAAUGUGCUCAGUGGAUUGUCUAUGCAGUUUUCAAAACCCUUUUCACUUGGAGAUACAAUAAAAGCUGGUUCUGUAGAAGGUCAAGUUGUAGAUAUGGGGCUGACAACCACAUCUUUACUGAAUGCUGAGAAAUUUCCUGUCAUAGUUCCAAAUUCACUGUUCUCUAGUCAGGUAAUUGUGAACAAAUCACGUGCCCAGUGGCGUGCAAUGGUUGCCAAGAUCCCUUUGCAAAUUGAUAAUUUCGAGAAGAUUCCCCAGAUGUCAGAUGAUAUAAGGAGUAUGCUAAGAUCCAACUCAAAAGUUUUCUUGGGAAAUGAGGCUCCUUAUUGUUUCCUGUCUCGAAUAGAGAGUUCAUAUGCAGAAGUGACUCUUGGAUGCAACCUCAGAAAGAUGAGCAAAGAUGAAUGGUACUCCACAGAGCAAGAUAUUCUUCUACAGGCAGUCCAGAUAAUUAAGCAGCAUGGUGGUAGCCUGGGUAGUACCUUGCAAGAUUUGACUGGUCAAUAAUGCAAAAAUUGAUAUGAGAGAUACUGUACAGAGGGAAGCAGUGAACCUUGUUGAAUGGUGAAAAGUGGAUUACUUGGUAAAGAUGGACAUAAAGCUUGCUAGAUGGGUUUCUGUUCACAUUUCCAGCGAAUUGGCUGAAAGCUUGCUCGAAUAUCUGAAAGGUCAAUUGUUUUUCAAUCACAUUUCUAACAAAUUAGGAGACUUUUCUGUUUGUUUAUGUUCUCUUGUAAAUGUUUAUAGUUGGGGUUGAGGCAAGCAAGCCUACCAAAAUUUUGGCAUGAAUGAUCCUUCUAACAAUUUUUUUUUUUUUUUACUUCUAUUUAUUUUUUAAUGGCUCAUGAUACUAUUGUAAUGAACUUUUGUGCUGUUAAUGGGAAUGUGGUAGGAUCAUGCAUUGUAAAAAACUACUCUGUUCAGUUAUAUAGAAGUGAAUUUGAAAAGCA